AUGAGCUCAAACUCCCUGCCUGGCUUGCGGACUGAGUUGGCCGAGUUGCAGCGAGAGAUUAGGCAGUUGCAGGAGAGAGCUAGCAGGCUUGAGGCGAAGGUGAGAGAGUUAGAAGAGGGUGAGUUUGAACUCAUUUCUUCUGCCCCCAGUGAGCGAGACAGUGCGAGAGUGUCAGGAGAGGUUGCCACUGCGGACACUGCAGGUCGUAUCGCAUUGGCUCAGCAGAUUGGCCGUUUUCUCCUCCGCUGUUUGAGUGGGGAAUUUCGAGGCACCUCAGGGCGCGAGAGGCUGAAAUUGCAAAACCGCUAUUACAUUGUGUGUGCUGAUUUCAACGGCCGUCGCCUUCCCGACCCUUUGUUUGUUGACAACUUUGCCUCUGUCAAGCAUUUGUGCAAAAGAGGACCAUCAGCUGGUGAUUCAAUUUUUGUGGGCGUUGCCACAAAGUGGGAAGCAAAGUUAGUGUUUGAGGAUGUCUUGGACGCUCUUUUGGUGACAGAGGAGGGCGUUGCCAGGACUAGCUAUCAACUUUGUCACUUGCCAUUUGAAGUGGAGGCUGAAGCCCUCGAAGUGAACCUUGUUCCCAUUGCGGUCCACCAAAACAAGCUCUUGGUGGCCGUGCCCUUUGAAGCAUGGAAUCGUACAGUCGCGGAGCGCAUUUUGCCCCGCGGAGCUCUCAGCAAAGCAGUUUUGAUCGAAGUAUUGGUGGCUUACGUAGUGCAGCCCGAAGUGGUUCUUGCGAAAGCCCCCAUGAAGUUGUGGGUAGCCUUAAUGGAUCGGGCUUGGAGCAGGCGGCUGGUUCUUGGCCGACACAUGGAUGCAGCGGCCGACAUCUACUGCGCCGAGCUCGAAGGAGGAGAAACGAUGCCUUAUGGACCGGGUCUAGCAGAGGUCUCAGACGAGCAUUUUGCUUUCCAGUCAGCCCUCAGUGCCCAUCACGAGGGCCCCGAUCCGGGCUUCGACGAAGAAGCCGACGCAGAGGAAAGAUCAAGCGGAGGCCGCAGAGGAGACGACGAAUGGGAAGAGAGAAUGGGCAGGAUGGAGGUGGCCAUGUUCGAGAUGAAGGAAGCUAUGAGCCAGCUGGUGAAGUCCGCACCCCAGACACCCGCGCCUGCUGCUCCAGUAGGGGCUCGUCCGAAAGUGGCGGCCUCGCCAAAGCGGCCGGGCGAGGUGCUCAUCCCCGGCCUGGAUCCUACUGUGGUUCGCUCGGCUCGCGAAGCCGGUAUCCCCGACAGCCAGCUGAGAAAGUUGGCAGCCACCCUGAGGAAGCCUACGAAGAUGGGCGAUGCUCCGAAGGCUACAGGUCGCAAGGAGAAGAAAAAGGCCACAGUUUUGAGCGAGACGGAGGAGGAGGAAGAGGCUCCUUCGCAAGAAGACGAAGCGGCCGAAGACUCCGAUAUCGAAGAAGUGGCCGCUACACCUGUAGAGAAGGCACUGUUGAAGUUGACCAAGAUUGUAGGGAACUUGAGCAGAGACACAAAGAAGGCUGGCGACUUAGACAGCUUGCUGGAGAAUGUGGAUGUCGACGGAGGGGAUGCGAGCCAGACCGGCUCCAGCAGAGGGAAGGCAGCUGCCUACCAAAAGCUCCGGUCUGCUCUGACCGAGAACCCCAAGGCCAUCUACAGUGCAAUAGAAGCCCUUCUCGAAAAAGAUUUCAACACCAUGAGAUCCGCCCCUGGGUCCAGCCAGCAGCAGACGUCAGCCCGUGCCUGGCUGGAGCAUCGCAGCCGUGUGGGAAACUUCCCAACGACAAUCCGCUACGCUUGGUGCAUAGCAGGGAUUUGGGACUGCCUGAGGACAGGCGCCUACAAGGAGGCCCGGGCUCAGGCGGCGGUGGCCAUUGCAGCUUGCGACCAGACCUCGCUCGAUGCGGGGUCCUGGCUGCUCAGCCAGGAAGUGCUGCUGGAGCAGAGCCCUCCGAUGCAAGCCUUCCAAAGUCGCAGGCCGAUCGAUCAGUGGGAGCAGACCGGCACGAAGCUGCUGGACGACCGCAUGAUGGAGGUCCUGCUCUGGAAGGUCAAGAACAAAGACAACUACCUGGAGGCGCGCCGUCGGCUCAGUGGCAGGGGCAAAGGCGAACCUUCCCGCACCAAUUCAGACUUCAAGCCGGAGAAGGGCACAAAAGACAAGAAAGCGGGAAAGGGAGGAGGAAAAAGCGAAAAGAAGGGACCGUCAGAGACGGCCCCGCCCCAGCCAUAG
Messenger RNA from Cladocopium goreaui, 2196 nucleotides. NCBI's taxonomy places the organism in Eukaryota, Dinophyceae, Suessiales, Symbiodiniaceae. The record is from the annotation of a GenBank genome assembly.